AUGCUCUUCAACGCGCUCAACUUGAUCCUUCUUUGCGCAGGUCUGCAGCUUUCCGUCAGCGGCAGUGGAUUGGCUUCGAAAGAUGAAGCCCCAGAUAAGCGAUCUAAGUCUCCUCGGGGCGCGAUCCGUCGACGCAUACUAGAUGGCAGUUUAGCUCAAGUUAAUGAUGAUGAUGACAGCAACCUCUUCCUCCAGGGCUGGUCUUCCCUGGUCCCGGAGAUCAGCUCCUGUCGGAGUACGUUUGAGCAGAACGCGCCUGUCGAGGUGGCCAUCCAAGCUGCCGCCUCUUUGGCUUCUAAGAUCCAAGCAAUCAGCUUUCAAUACGGACAAUGUGCUUGCAAUCAUCAAAUCCAUGGAGAUCAAACAAUCUCUGAGUUUAGGACGCUGCUCGUCCAGUUUUUCCUCGGCUUGGGCUUCGUAUUGAAGGCUGGCCUACAGCACUACCAAGACGCAUGGUGCAGCACCUUCAAACCGAUUUUCCGGCAGUGUGCGGCAGCAUUUAUCAGUCUGAGGGCAAUCUCCGACGCGCUUAAGCUCGACCUUGGAGCCAUACUAGGUCAGGUGAACUUGGAUCCUGUGGCGUUUUUGACUGUCGACCUGAACAUGGCCAAUCUAUUGGGGAUCAAUCUUUCAUUGGGUGAAAUCCUUCAUCUUUAA
Molecule: messenger RNA, 657 nt
Organism: Puccinia graminis f. sp. tritici CRL 75-36-700-3
Lineage: Eukaryota; Fungi; Basidiomycota; Pucciniomycetes; Pucciniales; Pucciniaceae
Exons: 5
Coding region: 1-657 (218 amino acids)
Biological process (GO): positive regulation of DNA-templated transcription, elongation; positive regulation of transcription by RNA polymerase I
Cellular component (GO): CTDK-1 complex
Source: RefSeq, a predicted model, not a curated record